GGAGCAGCAGGAUUUGAGGAGGAGGAGGAGGAGGAGGGAGUGGAAAUUCCACUGUUACUCUGAGUCUGACUCGCGAUCCUGACAUUUGGUGUUGGAGCCUGUGAGAAGAGGAGCAGGAGGAGCUGAGGAUCUCCGCUGUUACCGCUGUUCCCGCUGUCGUUUUUUCUACAGUUUCACUCCGGGAAGUACCAGACCUAGUCCCAGUCCUGGUCCCAGUCCUGGUCCUAGUCCUGGUCCCAGUCCUGGUCCCAGCGGUGCCAGGUUUUUGUCGAGGACGCGCAGCUGCCACUUCGGUCCAUUUGGAGAUUUUUUUUUUCUCUCCUCUUCCUCUUGUUUUCACCUCCUCUCUGUGGAUUAUUUCUGGGUUUCUCCUCCAGGAGAUGGUUCAGUGAGCCGCCGGCUCCUGUGGACGCAGGGAUGCUGGGAAAUCUACCAGCAACAGCUCUCCGCUCACUUUGAGACAAACCGCUCGUCGUCUGUCCGUCAGCCCUGCCACCUGACGGACUUCACCGUCCCUCUCCUCCUCCUCCUCCUCCUCUCCUCCUCUUCUUCUCCUCCCUUUCUGCUGUGGCCGGAGCGGGUCGGGGCAGGAUGCCUGCGGGAUUUCUUUUGUUCCUCCUCGGUCCCGUCCUCCUCGUUUCCUCGCUGACACAGACGGAUAAAUGCGGAGGAAACAUAGAGAUCGACGUCGCGGAGUACCUGACCUCCCCGGGGUAUCCCAGCGCGUACCCGCCCUCCCAGCAGUGCGUGUGGGUCAUAACUGCCCCAGAGCCGGGGCAAAAGAUCCUCAUCAACUUCAACCCACAUUUUGAUCUGGAGGACAGAGACUGCAAGUACGACUACGUGGAAGUUUACAACGGCGGCGAUGAGCUUUCACCGACGUUCGGGAAGAUCUGUGGGAAAAUCGCUCCUCCUCCGAUCAUCUCCAGCGGGAGUCAGCUCCUCAUCAAGUUCGUCUCCGACUACGAGACUCAUGGAGCCGGAUUCUCCGUUCGCUACGAGGUUUUUAAGACAGGUCCAGAAUGCUCCAGGAACUUCACGGCCCCCCGGGGCGUCAUCAAGACCCCGGGGUUCCCUGACAAAUACCCCAACAACCUGGACUGCACCUUCAUGAUCUUUGCUCCGAAGAUGUCGGAGAUCGUGGUGGAGUUUGACAGCUUUGAUAUGGAGCCCGACACCACGCCGCCCCCUGGUGCCCUCUGCAGAUAUGACUGGCUGGAGAUCUGGGAUGGAUUUCCUGCAGUGGGACCUCACAUCGGCAGGUACUGCGGUCAGGCCUCGCCCGGACGUGUCAUCUCCUACACCGGGAUCCUGUCCAUGACCAUCACCACGGACAACGCCAUCGUCAGGGAGGGCUUUUCCGCCAACUACACCAUCCGGGAGAGGAGCCUCCCCCCGGGACACGAACCAGAGGCGUUCACCUGCAUGGAGUCCAUGGGUAUGGAGUCGGGAGAGAUCAGCGCGGGGCAGAUCACCGCCUCCUCCCAGUACAACGCCAACUGGUCUGCGGAACGUUCUCGGCUCAACUACCACGAGAACGGAUGGACGCCGUCGGACGACAGCAGCAGGGAGUGGAUCCAGGUUGACCUGGGGUUCCUCCGGUUCGUCACCGCCGUCGGGACUCAGGGCGCCAUCUCCAAAGAGACCACGAAGCACUACUUCGUCCGCUCGUACAAGGUGGACCUGAGCUCCAACGGAGAGGACUGGGUGCCGGUGAAGGAUGGUUCGAAGCAGAAGGUCUUCCAGGGAAACCACAACGCCGUGGACGAGGUCCACGCCUUCCUGCCCAAACAGUCUCUGGCUCGCUACGUCCGCAUCCGACCCAUGUCCUGGGAGAAGGGCAUCUGUAUGCGCUUUGAGAUCUACGGCUGCAGGACGUCAGACUACCCGUGCUCAGGGAUGCUGGGAAUGGUGUCGGGUCAGAUCUCUGACGCCCAGAUCAGCGCCUCGUCGUACGCCGACCGGGGCUGGGUGGCAGAGAACGCCCGUCUGUUGACAGGGAGGUCGGGCUGGACCGGGCAGCAAACCAAACAGCCGUUCAGAAACGAGUGGCUGCAGGUGGAUCUGGGUCAGGACAAGAUGGUGAGCGGUGUGUUGAUCCAGGGAGGGAAGCACCGCGACAAGAACGUCUUCAUGAAGAAGUUCAGAGUGGGCCACAGCCUGGACGGAGAGGACUGGACCAUGGUCAAGGAGGAGAACACCACCAGGCCCAAGAUCUUCAUUGGGAACCAGAACCACGACACCCCGGAGCUCAGGACCAUGGGUCCGUUCCUCAGCCGCUUUGUCCGGGUUUACCCCGAGAGGGCGACCAAUGAGGGCCUGGGUCUGCGCCUGGAGCUGCUGGGCUGUGAGCUGGAGGGUGAGCGCGCGUGUGUGUGUGUGUGUGCGUGUGAGGAUGACGACCUCUGUUCAGAUUUAUUUAUUUUGUUUUGUUCAUGUCUGUGUAUAGCUAAGCUAACAUUUAGCUACAAAGCUCCAGGGACCACCGCGGUGUCGGACUGUGAGGACGGUCAACAGAGCUGCGGUGAGGCGACCGAGGAGACCGAGGCGCCCGACGACUACGACGCGGUCACAGCAGAAGGCACCACCACGACGGUCAUCGACUUGAUGCCAGCCUACCUGUGGUUCGCCUGUAACUUUGAGUUCUCCUCAUUCUGCGGUUGGACCAGGGAGACCAGCGUCGGUGCCGAGUGGGUCAUCCAGACCAGGGACGGUGGCUCCACCCACAGAGGACCGGGCUACGACCACACCGGUCGACUGGGGAACUUCAUGGUCAUGCAGCUGAAAGAGGGCACACACAGCAAGAAGGGACAAGGAGGAAGGAUUGAUGAUGAUGAUGAUGAUGAUGAUGAUGAGGAGGAGGAGAAGGUGGCCAUGCUGUCCAGUCUGCCCAUCACUGUGACCGACGCCGACCUCUGCUUGUCCUUCUGGUACCAGAUGUUUGGAGAACACGCCGGGUCGCUGACCAUCAGGCAGAGGAAGGACGGGGACGAGGAGCAGAUCCUGUGGAUGGUCAGUGGACAGAAGGACAAGAGGUGGAGGGAGGGGCGUGUCCGGCUGCCACACUCUGGAGCGUCCUAUCAGGUGGUGAUCGUAGGUGUAGCAGACAGACGGAGCUCAGGUCACAUGGCUGUGGACAACAUCCAGAUCCUGGAAGGACUCGGUGCCGAGGACUGCAGAGAUCCAGAAGCUCCGACGUCUCCGACCACUGGGAUCUUCAUCCUACCCUUGGACUCCCUGUCCCAGGAGACCAGUGAGCUCGGGGGUCCGGGCAACAUGCUGAAGACCCUGGACCCCAUCCUCAUCACCAUCAUUGCCAUGUCGGCACUGGGCGUCUUCCUGGGCGCCAUCUGUGGUGUGGUGCUGUACUGCGCCUGCUCCCAGGGCAGCAUGACGGACAGGAACUUGUCUGCACUGGAAAACUAUAACUUUGAGCUGGUGGACGGCGUCAAACUAAAGAAGGACAAGAUCAACGGACAGACAAACUAUUCAGAGGCGUGAGGCGGGACCGGGGGCGGAGCCAAGCCUGCUCCGCGGGGACACAUGACGCAGCCAAUCAGACGAGAGGAGGGAGGCGGACGGCGGAGCGCUGAAGCCACAGAGGGAACGGUGCUGAGAGUGAGCCGCUGUCAUUUUAUUUCUCAGGAGCGGUGGAAAGGACCGACCUGUAGGGGGCACUGUGUAUAAAGAAUUUGUACAGCAAAAAAAAAAAAAAAUGUUAGUGCGUGGUGAAGAAAACUAAGGAAUCUUUUUGUUCUUUUGGACGUGAUUCGUCGGUUCGGUGUUGAUCACAUGCUGGUGUGGAGACCAAUCAGGAAACAGACGAGUUCAGGGGUCGGUUUCCUCCGUUCUCACUGGUUCUCCUGUGAAUGUGACAGAGCAUGUGUGUGCGUGCAUGUGUGUGUGUGUGUGAGUGAGACCCUAGUCCUGACCCCGAGAGGUCGCGGUGUGUAUUUUUCUGUUAACCCUUCACUGGCCGUCCUCCUCUUUGUCCCUCCUUCUCUUUCCACACUCACCCUUUGACGUGUCCCUCAGGGGACAAGAUGGAUGCCGGUCAAUGCUUU
This is a messenger RNA of Cynoglossus semilaevis (tongue sole), 4064 nucleotides long. Its product is annotated as neuropilin-1a-like. The coding region runs from base 592 to 3501 and encodes 969 amino acids. Lineage: Eukaryota; Metazoa; Chordata; Actinopteri; Pleuronectiformes; Cynoglossidae. Gene Ontology annotation, cellular component: plasma membrane; axon; focal adhesion. Gene Ontology annotation, biological process: response to wounding; vascular endothelial growth factor receptor signaling pathway; vascular endothelial growth factor signaling pathway. The transcript is spliced from 18 exons. Gene Ontology annotation, molecular function: vascular endothelial growth factor receptor activity; semaphorin receptor activity; vascular endothelial growth factor binding. The record is from RefSeq and is a predicted model, not a curated record.